UUGUAGCAACCCAGCAACCCUUACGUGCUUACAUUGGUGGCCAUGUUUGUAAGGACAGAGUACCCAACAAAAGCCAAGCAUAGACAUUGAAAAUAAGUGUAAAUUUCUCACAUCACCGUUUUGAUUUGUUUGAAACUUUUUACCAAUGCCAAAGUGUGCGCUAUUAAUAUAGAAUACUUCGGGGAAAGGUAAUUGUACCCUUGGUUAAAGGUUAACCCCAGUUCGCUUAUUAUAUUCCUCGGCCUUAUGUGCAAAUAUAAGCAGCAAAUGUGCUAGAAAUCGCUGUUAUUUUUGGGCUUCAUACUGCUGUUCACUCACGUGGAACUCGCUGAUGCCUUUGACCCACUAGCUCUAUAAACGGGGUGUGCCAUACCUACCUCAUGCUUUUACGUAAGGGUGAGCUAAUGUUUUUAAGCUACACGUCUCGCAAACCACGGAAAAGCCUGCGCUCUCUCUCUUUUUUAAAUCUCUUCAUAUAUUUCUUUGUGACGCCUGGAAUCAGACAGAACGUGUGAGGUGCGUGUUUACAACGCAGGGGUGAGGAGCAUCAACUACGUUUUCAGAUGUCCUGUAUGUGAACACUGAACAAUGGUAGCCAAAGAGUCAAAUUAAGCGAACUCACAGGUUAUUGACCUAUCGUCAAAUAGCUAAUUAAGUGGACGACCAAGACGGCAUAUCUUUAAAGUGCGCGAAGAACUUCAUAAUGGAUAGUAAAUAUAACCUCAAAAGUCCAGCGGUGAAGAGGUUGAUGAAAGAGGCUGCUGAAUUGAGAGAUCCCACAGAGCACUACCAUGCUCAGCCACUAGAAGAUAACCUAUUUGAAUGGCACUUCUCUGUACGUGGACCUCCAGAUUCAGAUUUCGAUGGUGGGAUUUACCAUGGCAGGAUUGUACUUCCUCCAGAGUAUCCGAUGAAGCCUCCCAGCAUUAUUCUUCUCACACCAAAUGGAAGAUUUGAAGUUGGGAAGAAAAUCUGUCUGAGUAUAUCGGGUCACCAUCCAGAGACAUGGCAGCCUUCAUGGAGCAUACGAACUGCUCUAAUUGCCAUAAUUGGAUUCAUGCCAACAAAAGGAGAGGGUGCAAUUGGAUCCCUUGAUUAUACUCCAGAAGAGAGGCGGAUCCUUGCCAAAAAGUCCCAGGAUUUUUGCUGUGAGACGUGUAACUGUUCAUUGCGCUCAGCACUCCGAGAUCUGUCCCCCAACAGCAACCUCAGCCCAGAGGACCACAUGGCAAAUGAACAUGCACAACAAAUUGACUUGAAGACAGAGCCAAGUUCACCAAUUGAAAAAGCAAGUGAGGGUAAAGAUGCCGAGUUCGAGGUUUCCAUUCUUCACGGGGAAGGUGCCUCAAAUUCUUCAGUCCGCGAAGCUGUUCUUGGGGCCCUGACUGAGCAGCCGGACGUGUUAACAACCACCAGAGAGGAGAGGCCACAAACUCUUUUUCCUCUCGACACUAGUCAGCCUCACAGUCCACGGCAGCGUCAAGUCCAACAAGCCCAAAGAGACAACGAAGAAGCCCCAAAUAGACCACCCUUCAUUGGAGGGGUUCACGAGCCACAAGGUGAUAGCUAUACAGGCUCAGCCAUGGUCAUUAUGGUGCUCACUUUGGCCCUGGCUGCUCUUAUUUUCCGGAGGAUUUACUUGGCUCAUGAGUACAAGUUUGAUUAUGAGCUGUGACCUUUCUUAUUACAUAAUUUCGGUACCAAGGCUGCCAUUCCAUCCUACCUCUAACACCAUGAGCAUCUGCAUUUCCACCAGAGGUUCAGUAAUCACUGGAAGAUUUGGCUUUCACCUUGAUCCACAUUCCUGCAAAGGUGUCCCUGUCACUGCAGCAUUGUUGGUUUAUUUUUUUUCCAUUCUGUGAAUUUUUGCCCUGUCCUUAGACUAACCUGCAGUUUUUGCGAGGGUGUGUAAUCGUGGAUUAGCAAUUAUUCAUUUUAUGAACUCAUCAACUGCUUAUGUGUUUGUAUUGAUCAAUUGGAAACCAGCUAUUUACUUCCACUGAUCCAUGUCUUUUCAAGUGGCAUGGACUGAGGAUGUGGUAUUAAACAGCAGAAAGGUUCCCCGUCGACAAUUGUUCCAGUGGUUGAUAAACUUUAUCAAACCCUUUUUUGAUUAUGUUUAUGAGUGCAACAGCAGUAAAAUUUGCUCAACCCGCCACCCACAAAUGACUGUUGUAGCUACUGUAUCACUCAUCAUCAAAUGCUUUCUGCCAUCUUACCAAAAUAUUUGUGGAGGCGACCCUGUGAAGGUGGGUCUGGCCCAUCUUGGCCUUGAAAUUCAAGCUUCCGCGUAACUAAUGAUGAACAGAUGGUAUUAGAUUGGACUGUUGAAUUUGAGACCAUCGUAGUUUUUGAGUUGAAGAAAAAUGCACUGGAAGUUGGACAAUUUUAGGCAAAUGGCAUUUGAAGUUGUAUGUAUAUGGGUUAUUUUCAAAUAAUUUGAUCAGACCCCACUGAAUUUCAUUUUGAAAAUCAACAUUACUGAUGAGUAUUUGAAUUGUUGGCAUUUAACAUUAAAAAUAAAAUGUUUCUUUGGGGAAAAAAGCCUUUUCACACUUUUAAUGCCAGAACGUCUUUACCAUUAGAUCACAAAUUAAAAUUUCAUGAUUUGAAACAUUUUCUGAAGGUGGUAAUUACAUUUUUAAUUUUAAAAUAGGCUGCAGGAGUUCUGUCAUUUUGCUUAGGAUGCCCUUUCCAUGAAAACUAACACAAACAUUCUUAAGUGUUUCUUUAUUGAUUAUUUUACUUCUAUGUGAAGUUGUCAUUACCAUUAAUGCCACUGAAGGGAGCCUUGUGAUUGCAAUGGAAUCUGAAGUUGCAGGAUGUGGCAGCCAUUUUGCAUUCAUUUGUAUUCCUCUGGAACAUCUUCACUAUAAUAGCUAGAAUUGCAAAAUUAGGACUUCAAGCAUGGUGGUUUCAGCAUCUGAGACAUUUACAUACAAAGGCAUAAGAAAAGUUGCCAAAUGCGCAAAGUGCCUACUAUUAAUCCUUAAUUACUUUAAUGAUAUGAAAAGUACCCAAAUGUAUAAACAGUAUGUGUUGUGGUAAUUUGUGCUGUGUUUUGAGAAAAGAUGACACAGUUCAGAGUAAUUGGCUAACACCAUCUGAAAAAGCUGCUGAUGUUCAAUUGAGUUGGCUUUGCUCACAGCGUGUUUUAUAGUUGUAAUCUGUCAAUACAAAUUUUCACUCCAAAUCCUUUUUUCAGUUUUGUUUUUCUUGUUACAAUUGGAUUUGCCCCGAAAACAACAACCCAGAAAGUCACUGUUCUGCUGGACGAUUUUUCUUCUCACUAGAGGGCUGCAGGAGGCGACCCAUUGGUUCUUUAAAAAUUAUGAGGG
Messenger RNA from Syngnathoides biaculeatus (alligator pipefish), 3338 nucleotides. RefSeq names its product ubiquitin-conjugating enzyme E2, J1 (gene ube2j1). The record is from RefSeq and is a predicted model, not a curated record. The coding region runs from base 704 to 1675 and encodes 323 amino acids. NCBI's taxonomy places the organism in Eukaryota, Metazoa, Chordata, Actinopteri, Syngnathiformes, Syngnathidae. The transcript is spliced from 8 exons.